UGUGUGUGUGUGUUUGUGGGUGGAUGGUGUAAGGGGCAUUUUUUAUUUAUUUAUUUAUUUAUUUAUUUAUUUUUGCUUGAGUGGGUUAGCCACCGUUUCGGUUUUGUCAGUGACUGAACUUUGGACUUUGUGGGGCUGCUGUGUUCAAGGAGGGUUUGACCUCCUGAACAAAACGGCUGCUGAACAAUGGGGCUGCAGUAUCAGUAAGGAGGGCGACCGCGCUCAGAAACACUGCUCCAAAAAGGGCAAAGGCCAACUGUGGAAGGUCCAGGUGUGCGCGUUGACCCGGCUGGCACAACCAGACGAUCACAUUUUGUGAGGCAGCAUUUGUUUUAUUCUGAAAAUGCGACACGCAUACCUGCCACUGAAACAGCGACAGCCCAAAAGAGCCGCGGGCGCUACAAUGCUAAUGUUGUCGGGGGCUUUGACUUCUCCCAGCCAUUGCAAAGACGCUGCUCUGUGUGACAGCCACGGCGCCGCUCUUCCCCCGGUGUUCGCUAUCCCUCUCUCCACAUUUGGCAGGUGUGUUGGAAAAAGCCCGACCGCGUCCUAUCAGUUAACCUUAAAGUCUGCGCAGUAAUGGACGAAACGGAUAUCAUGGACUUAACGCAUCAGAAAGCGAGAAAGCGACCGCGUCCAAUCAGUUCUGCGGAUGAGUCCGUGCACGCUUCCCUCAAACGGCUCCCGAUCCGAGCAGCGGAGUGCAGGGAGCCCUCACUGAUGUUCGCAGUCAGGGGAGAGCCUGUUCCCGCAGCAUCUCUCAAGCAAAAUGACCAUUCGGUGACUUCAUCUCCAACCACAGUGAUGCCGGCGCAGGAUAAUCGCUCCAGCAUGUCCAGGCCCAUGAUCACACGGUCACCAGUGUCUCCCUUGAGUAACCAGGGCAUCCCCACACCUGCACAGCUCACCAAGUCCAACGCCCCUGUGCACAUCGAUGUGGGCGGACACAUGUACACCAGCAGUCUGGCCACCUUAACAAAAUUCCCAGAAUCCCGAAUUGGUCGUCUCUUUGAUGGCACAGAGCCUAUAGUCCUGGACAGCCUGAAGCAGCACUACUUCAUUGACAGGGAUGGACACAUGUUCCGCUACAUCCUCAACUUCCUCAGGACGUCCAAGCUCCUCAUCCCAGAUGACUUCAAAGACUACAGUCUGCUGUUUGAGGAGGCCCGGUACUUCCAGCUGCAGCCCAUGCUUGCAGAGCUGGAGCGUUGGCGCCAGGACCAGGAGCUGGGCCGGGUGUCACGCCCCUGCGAAUGCUUGGUGGUGCGCGUUGCACCUGACCUGGGCGAGAGAAUCACGCUCAGCGGUGACAAGGCCCUGAUUGAAGACGUGUUUCCAGAGAUUGGUGACGUCAUGUGCAACUCCGUCAAUGCUGGCUGGAACCAUGACUCCACGCACGUCAUCCGUUUCCCACUCAAUGGGUACUGUCACCUCAACUCUGUCCAGGUUCUAGAGCGUCUCCAACAACGUGGCUUCGAGAUUGCUGGCUCCUGCGGUGGAGGCGUGGACUCAUCCCAAUUCAGCGAGUACGUCCUGAGGAGGGAACUGAGGAGGACAGGUCAGCGAGGACCCAAUUCAAACAGGAUAAAGCAGGAGCAGCUGGACUAGAAUCCUCCCGACCAUUAGGAGGUGCUAGACUUUUCUGUGGCAGCCAAACGCUCGAUGCUGCAGAGCUCUGUGGACUCUGUUUUUCUUUGUUUCCUUGUUGUUUUUGUUUUCUUAAACUUGAGAACCAUCUAGAGAAUAAAAAAAAGGUGCAACAGGAGAUUUUUGCCAUAAGAAGAUACAAGAUAUUUGGUAAGUUUGAGAUUGCAAGGACAUUUGUGAUUGUCUAGCCCCAAUAAACCAAUUUAAAAAGGAUUUAUAUACGCUGGAUCCCCAAACAAAGUUUGUUUUAAAACUUGGAGCCUACAUUAGGUUGAAUAUGAUUUCUAUUAUACCCAUAUAAAUUAAAAAGGCUUUUAUCGCUUAUGUAGUACGUUGCAUAGCUUGUCACCAGUGACUUGAUUUUGUUGUCUCACUGGCAAAUUGGCCAAGUUUGUUUUUAUCCCUCGCUGUAAAAAGGUCACUCAUGUGUUGCUUACAGUACAGAAUGUCUCAGUUGUCAUAUACAGUUAGUUUCAACAAAGCAUCUUUUUUUCACAAUAAACAUGAUGUUGAAUAUUGUGAUACAAAUGAAGUGUUUUUUUUUACUUUAAUGGAAGUUAUGUUAUUGGAUUAUGCCAUAAAAUAUAGUUGACAUUAGUAUCACCAAAAUUUAACAUCAAAGACCAUUCUAUACGCAGUAAAGUAAAUAAUUUAGUAAAUUAUUAUGUCACACCAUUUGCCUCAUUUGGGAGUAUGAACUACUAACCCCCAUGUGCUACGUUGGGAAUUAUUUAAUUGGAUCAUAAUGUUCCUCUCAGUGACGACCUGUAAAUUUUUUCAUUGUAUAUGUGUUUGUGUUUUUUACAUUGAAUCUUUUUAAAGCAAAUUUGUUGCCUCAGACAUGGCUGAACAGAUUAAAAGCUUAUUGUACUACCCACUCCAAGAUCACUUUUACUUGUAGCACAUAUUGAUAUGAAGUUGGAUAUAAAGUAUUUCUAAGAUGACUGACCCACCUACGCUCCCUAGAUUUGAGUAAA
This is a messenger RNA of Toxotes jaculatrix (banded archerfish), 2624 nucleotides long. RefSeq names its product potassium channel tetramerization domain containing 1 (gene kctd1). NCBI's taxonomy places the organism in Eukaryota, Metazoa, Chordata, Actinopteri, Toxotidae. The record is from RefSeq and is a predicted model, not a curated record. The transcript is spliced from 5 exons. Gene Ontology annotation, biological process: protein homooligomerization; negative regulation of DNA-templated transcription. Bases 580 to 1608 code for a protein of 342 amino acids. Gene Ontology annotation, cellular component: nucleus. Gene Ontology annotation, molecular function: transcription corepressor activity; transcription factor binding.